Molecule: messenger RNA, 855 nt
Organism: Armigeres subalbatus
Lineage: Eukaryota; Metazoa; Arthropoda; Insecta; Diptera; Culicidae
Exons: 2
Coding region: 197-742 (181 amino acids)
Source: RefSeq, a predicted model, not a curated record
UACACGGAUAAAAACGAAAAAGCUAAAUAACUUAUUAUUUAUUCCUUUUUAUCCUUUAACGAAUUUUAAUCUUUCCAUCGUUUAAGAAUUAAGCUUUCGGAAUGCUUUUUUGGAAUUUAAUCUUACAAUUGCAUUUCUAAUAAUAAUAUCUACUCUUGUGACUUGAAAAAGUUUCUAGUUUUCUCAAGUUUUUAAGAUGGCAGCCGGCACGUUUAAUUACCCGCACUGGGUCGUGAUACGCUUAUUAAAUAGCUUGAAAAAGUUGUAUUCAAUGUAUUUAACACAAAACUUGACCCAAGGCGACAUACACUUGGCAAGAAACGGACGACGUGGCCUCAUACAGUUUUUCCAACUUUCUCCUCCAAAUAUGAACCGCACUGAGCUGGCACAGUUUACCCCGAGGUUUACUCUUACCAUGGUCCCGAUUCAGGUGCCGCUCAUGGACCCGAUUAACGUGCCGCUCAUGGUCCCGAUUAAGGUGCCGUUACGGCAUCAACAACAACGAUUAUUACAAACCGUGUCAUCCGGAACGUUAUUAUUUAUAAAGUGGCAUAUAUUGAAGAUCAAGUCUUCGAAAAACCGGUCGUAUAGAAUCUCUAGUUGCAAAGCAAAUGGUAAGGCUGGUGCUUCAGUGGAUGUUUCGCUUCGAGUGGCAGCCGCCACCAUAUAUUCAUACCGAGUUAGAGGACCAUCGCCAAAGCCACGAAGUAAUGUAAUUCUGCUAUUUUUAUGGAAAUAUUAACAAUAAAGAGAUUCUGGAGCAUGGUGCUUUUUAAAUUUUUGAAAUGUCAAAAUUUUUCACUUUGUUUUGAAAAGAAUGAUCCUUUAAUUGAAUAAAUCACUUCUAAGCCUCUC